GCCUGGUGUGAAAUCUCCCAGUCAGUCGCUGAGAAGUGCCGAGAGUAGUUGGUAUAUUUGCCGAGGCUCUCCGUGGACGAGGUGCAACACUUUUCUAUUUGCUAGGCGUUGUCAACGUUAUCCUCGGACGAUUCUGUAAUUAUAAAAGUCCCCGUUUAAAUGUACUCUCAGUGAUGACCUAAAUGUCGUAUUUCUCUUUGUGUUACAUCAGACGAGAUUUAUGUGUUUGUGUUACUGUAGAUCAGAUGACCUCUCCAUCUUCAGGAAAUCAAAUUGAUAGAUGAAUUAUUUCAGAUUCCCCCAUGGUUUAGUGCGAAUGUGAUACUUUUUGGCAGAAAAUAUAGUGUCUUUGUGAUUGUGAUCUCUGGAAUUGCUCGACCAAAACGGAUCUCCCCCUUGGAAAAUUGUCGGAGGAUGCUUGGAUACUUUGCUUAGGAUGCUUUGAUAAGGUGAAGGGGCGAUGCCUACAGUCUAGCAGGAUGUUCCGUCUGCUGCUCCUCUGUAUGCUACUCUCCUCCGCCCGCGGCGUCGCCUUCUGUCCCCAAGGCUGUACGUGUGACGAUGAGACUCUGGUAGUAUCAUGCGUGGACGCCAACCUAGACGUCAUCCCCAUCACACUCAACCCCGCGAUCCAACGGUUGGUCCUCAAGUUCAACCGGGUCAAGUCUGUCGAUGCGGCGUUUCAGUUUUACGGCGAUCUUCAAUAUGUAGACCUUUCCCACAACACCCUCGUCAGCAUCACAAACAGGAGUUUCGAAGCGCAGAAAAAUCUCGUAGAGUUCCACCUUAACCAUAACAGAAUGUCGCAGAUCAGCAACACGACGUUUGAUGGGUUGAAACAGUUGAAAGUGCUCAGUCUUCGAGGCAACUUUCUAGAGGAUCUGCCAGAUAGACUGUUUGUUUUGCUGCAUCUCUUAGAAGAGUUAGAUCUGGGCAAGAAUAGGAUAACUCGCAUCGACUCAGCAGCGUUUGACGGACUACAAUCCCUCAGGGUAUUGUACCUGGACGAUAACUUGCUAAAAGUAGUUCCCACUCCAACAUUCCCUUAUCUUUCCAGUUUGGCAGAACUCCAUGUCGGCCUCAACGUCUUCUCUUCUCUGUCUGACGACACCUUCAAAGGAUUAACAAAGCUCUCCAUACUGGAUGUAAGUGAAGCUAGUCUGGUUAACGUAACAGAAAACGCUUUCCGUGGCCUCGGCACUUUGAGGAAGUUGGUCUUGAGUGGUAAUAGAUUGACUAAAAUCCCUACAAAGCAAUUGUCAGUGCUCGCCAGGGUGGAAGAGCUCUCGAUAGGACAGAACGAGUUCAGAAUCGUUGAAGCCCUCGCUUUCCAGGGGCUGACCCAUUUGAGACAGCUCGAUAUAUCUGGAGCUCCAGCGCUCGAGAGGAUAGCUAAAGGUUGCCUAUCCGACAAUUUGAAUGUCGAAAGUCUGACCAUCAGCAGUAAUAAAAAAUUAUCCGUGAUCGACGACGGCGCCUUCGCUGGACUACCGAACUUGAGAAAUUUAGUCCUGAGGGAUAACGCUUUCACCGCGUUCUCCGAGUCCAUGGUAGCCUGGCCGGAGCUGCGGAAAAUCGACGUCGCAGAGAAUCCUCUGUAUUGUGGCUGUAACCUGCGAUGGUUGAAAGAGCUCCUGAGCCAGAGAAACACGAGUCAAGUCCUCUGUGCGUCUCCGAGUAAUCUGAAGAACAAACCGCUGAAGUCACUAACCCCCGACGAUCUGGGGUGCGCCAUGCACGAUACGCGCCAACAGGCCAUCAUCGGGGUGAUCUGCGCCACCGCCCUCUUCUUCGCUGCAGUGCUCGGCUUCAUGUUGUACAGGAACCGGAAGGCGAUGCAAUCUGCUCUCAAGAGCGUCAAGUGGGACAAACCCAAGAUCAGCGGGAAGGAGUGCGAAUAUCAGAAGACCCACUUGGAGGACGAUUACCGACAAGCGCAGCCGUACAAGCCGGAGCCGGUGACGGAGCUGUAGCUAGAGCUGUUCGCCUCCAGCCCCGCCCCCAACAUCUUCUUCCUGCCGGGGGCGGAGAACGACACAACUGGGAGGCGAACCCGCAGCACGAGAGGCACCAAGGCCGUCCACGGCUUCUCCUACAUCAGCGGAGAGAUGUACCGACCCGAGUGGCAGACCACACACAGUUCUGCACUCGUCAACGGUCAUCAUUCCAACAACUAAACGAUCUUCUAUCUGAGUUUUUUUACAGAAUCACGUUUAAUUGAGCAGUGGAUGCCUGGUGGGACUUAGUGUCGAUAAGCGAGCAAAGUGAUUGUAAGAAAGCUGCAUUUUGGAUCUAUAAAGUAUCAUUUUUUUCAACACAUUAAACAUAUUUUUGUAAGUGCCAUGGAAGUGUAUUAUAUACUGUACAGUUUAGUAAAUAUUAAUUAGAGUAAAUUACCAAGUUGUACAUACAAGAUACGAAAACAUAAUAUUUCUCUUUACCUAAUUAUAAGUUUUAUUGUAAUUUUUAUGGUCUCGUAAUGGAAUGCAAGACUUACGAUAUUCGACUUAUGACAUUCCUAUUUGUCACUAAUGUAAUCUUGUAAUCUACGAUUGUAAUUUGUACAUUUUUAUUACUCUGUACCAUACUGUGAAAAUCCUGUACAUAUACAGAAGUAAACACCAUAUUCAAUCACUAUAUAAUAAUAAUAAUAAUAACGAUAUACAUUUAUGCACGGUAACAUUAUUACAGUAGUGCUCCUAAAAUUUUAUAUUUUAUAAAUCUUGGUUUGUAAAUUUUAUGUCAAAUGUGUGUUAUAUUUAUUACGAAACUUUUAAGACAUUCUAAAUGUGAUUUUAACUUUUAAUAAGAACCGUUAAAGUAAUUAAUUUGAAAGAAUAAUAAGAUAUCUAUUUAAGGUAAACUGAAGUUAUUGGUAUUUUUUGUAAAAUUCAACAAUCUAUUUCUACAAGAAGAAUUAUUUAGUUUACAUAUAAAUAACACUAUAAAGAUAAUAAUUCAAAAUUGUUUACUCAUAAAUACAAAAUACUUUUUUCUCAAGUUUAAUCUGUGAUUAUAUUUACUUAUAAACAUCCUGCACAUAACUAUAUACUUAACCUUCCUACUGUCGGUUGUUUUGUAUGUCUUUUAUAUACAUAUAAGUUUGUAAAUAUUUCAAGACCAGGAAUCGACUGCAGAUAUUAGACACCUUCAAGGUUGAUACUAGUCACUCCCUAUUCUAAAUCUGUUCACUCUUUGUACAACCAAAGUGAACGUCUGUUUGAGCCUUAUUUCUCUAAGCAAUAUUUAAAGUGAUUUAUGAAUUGCUGUAAAUUGUUUACGUAUUGUUUUGUUUGGUAACUAUUGUAAGUAUAUUCCAUAGAACUGUGAAAUAAAAGUCUUUGUACAAAA
Molecule: messenger RNA, 3351 nt
Organism: Homalodisca vitripennis (glassy-winged sharpshooter)
Lineage: Eukaryota; Metazoa; Arthropoda; Insecta; Hemiptera; Cicadellidae
Product: insulin-like growth factor-binding protein complex acid labile subunit
Exons: 2
Coding region: 480-1973 (497 amino acids)
Cellular component (GO): extracellular matrix
Molecular function (GO): protein binding
Source: RefSeq, a predicted model, not a curated record